Messenger RNA from Capsella rubella, 1467 nucleotides. Its product is annotated as glycerophosphodiester phosphodiesterase GDPD3. The record is from RefSeq and is a predicted model, not a curated record. Lineage: Eukaryota; Viridiplantae; Streptophyta; Magnoliopsida; Brassicales; Brassicaceae. The coding region runs from base 247 to 1395 and encodes 382 amino acids. Gene Ontology annotation, biological process: glycerophospholipid catabolic process. The transcript is spliced from 7 exons. Gene Ontology annotation, molecular function: phosphoric diester hydrolase activity.
AAGAAAAAGAUAUCCAAAAACCAAAAGAUCAAUAAAAUUCAAUAGCAAAAGAACUUUUAAAGGCAAAACAAUAAGCCUUGAAGAUUAUGCGAAUGGAGUGUUCCAUUCGAUAUCUAGAGCCUUCUUCUUUUGUAUCGAAUGGAAUAUUCUUUUGUGCUGCUAUGGAGAUUCACCAUUAUUGCUCAUAUAAAUCUUAAACGUAGUUCUUUAAUAUAAAUCUUUGUUCUGCAAGAAACUCAAGAAACCAUGGCUCUUGAAACCAUGGCAUUGUCUACAUCUUCUACCAUGUUUUCAUCAGGUGUUGUUGAAGAUGAUGAUAAGAAGAAGCAAGAAGCAUUUGUUUUCCCUAAAUUUGUUUUGAUGGGUCAUAGAGGAUUUGGUAUGAACAUGCUUCAAUCUCCGGAUGAGAAAAUGAAAUUUAUCAAAGAAAAUUCUCUUCUUUCUUUUAAUGUUGCUGCAGAUUUCCCCAUUGACUUCAUUGAGUUUGAUGUCCAGGUAACAAGAGAUGGAUGUCCUGUAAUUUUCCAUGAUAUCUUCAUGUUCACGCAAGAAGAGGGAGUGAUUAUUGAGAAUAGAGUAACGGAAAUGGCUUUACAUGAAUUUCUCUCAUACGGACCACAAAAAGACGGUACAAAUGUAAAGCCUAUGUUUAGGAAGACAAAAGAUGGUCGAAUUUUCGAAUGGAAAGUCGAAAAGGAUGAUCCUUUGUGUACUCUUGAAGAUGCAUUAGUAAAAGUUAAACAGUCGGUAGGAUUCAAUAUCGAGCUCAAAUUCGAUGAUAAUAUUGUGUAUGGAGAAAAGGAGUUAUGUCUAACUCUUGACAACAUCUUGAAGGUUGUAAAUGACCACGCGAAGAACCGACCCAUUAUCUUCUCGAGCUUUCAUCCUGAUGUGGCUCGACUCAUUAGGAAUAUGCAGAUGAUUUAUCCAAAGUUUUACUAUGUUCAGGUAUUCUUCUUAACAAAUGGAGGAUCUGAAAUAUAUAAGGAUGUGAGAAGGAACUCAUUAGACGAGGCCAUUAAGCUUUGCAAAGACAGCGGUUUGCAAGGGAUUGUCUCUGAGGUUAAGGCGAUAUUAAGAACUCCAAACGCAAUCACACGAAUCAAAGAUUCAAACCUUUCUCUUCUAUCUUAUGGCCAGCUCAACAAUGUUGUGGAGGUGGUUUACUUGCAACAUCAUAUGGGUGUGGAGGGAGUGAUUGUUGAUAUAAUUGAGGAUAUCUCUAAAGCCAUCACCAAUAUUAAAGUAAGGAACGAGGAAGAUUGGGAAGAUAAUGGAAGUAAGUCUCUGAUUAUGUUUGGAGAGGAGAAGAAAAAGGUUAAAGUUUCUAUGGAUGAAAUCAAUUUCUUAACUAAGUUCGUACCAAAUAAUAUGGUGCAUAAUUGUUGGACUUGAUAAUAUGUAGCUAGACUCCAGAAUUUGUAAAAAAUAUAAAGUAUUGGUAAAUGAACUAACGAGAAAUUUGAA